Messenger RNA from Rhinopithecus roxellana (golden snub-nosed monkey), 2380 nucleotides. RefSeq names its product death associated protein (gene DAP). NCBI's taxonomy places the organism in Eukaryota, Metazoa, Chordata, Mammalia, Primates, Cercopithecidae. Gene Ontology annotation, molecular function: death domain binding. The coding region runs from base 209 to 517 and encodes 102 amino acids. The record is from RefSeq and is a predicted model, not a curated record. Gene Ontology annotation, biological process: negative regulation of autophagy; cellular response to amino acid starvation; apoptotic signaling pathway. The transcript has 4 exons.
CUGCGCCACGUCGGCUUGCGGCGGCCGCGCCCCCUUAACGGCAGUGGCACUCGCUCGGUUCACGCGGCCUCGGCACCCCGCGCGCGCGCGCGCGCGUCGCUCUCCCGCCCGCUCGCUUCCCGGAGCUCACACCCGCGCUCACUCGCGCACUCCCGCCUGGCCCGAGAACCGCGCCGCCGCCUCGGCCCCGCGGAAGCCCCGCCGCGCCAUGUCUUCGCCUCCCGAAGGGAAACUAGAGACUAAAGCUGGACACCCGCCCGCCGUGAAAGCUGGUGGAAUGCGAAUUGUGCAGAAACAUCCACAUACUGGAGACGCCAAAGAAGAGAAAGACAAGGAUGACCAGGAAUGGGAAAGCCCCAGUCCACCUAAACCCACUGUGUUCAUCUCUGGGGUCAUUGCCCGGGGUGACAAAGAUUUCCCCCCGGCAGCCGCGCAGGUGGCUCACCAGAAGCCACAUGCCUCCAUGGACAAGCAUCCUUCCCCAAGAACCCAGCACAUCCAGCAGCCACGCAAGUGAGCCUGGACCCCACCAGCCUCCCCCGUGGCCCUGGCUCUACUGUACUUGGUAUUUCCCUGACAGAGAAAACCAGCACUGUCUCCCAAAUCCUGCUCUGCUGGGAAAUCUAAGGCAAAACCAAGUGCUUUGUCCUUUGCCUUACAUUUCCAUAUUUAAAACUAGAAACCGCUCCAGCCCAAACCUUGUUUAUGGUGAGUCAGGUUGGAUGUCGUUUGAGGAGGAUUGCGCCCCUAGAGGUGCCAUUAGCAGAAUUUGCCAAAAUCUGAGAAAAACUUUUAGCUUUAGUUCUAUUUCAGCAGUCGCCUGACGUCCUUGUCUGUGGUCUUAAAAACAAGAAGGCACACAUUUGAGAGGAUGAGAUUAAUGUUAGGGGAAAAGCUCAGCCAUUGCAUGCUUUUUAGUAUUGGGACAAUAAAAUCUUAACACCUGUGGGAAAGUAAGAAAUAAGGGAAUGAGUUUGGGCGGCCCCUCAGAAAGAACCUUAGAGGCAGGGAAGAGCAACGCCAAAUUUCCCUCCCUUGUGAGAUGGGGGAUCCUGUGCAGGCUGAUGAGGCACCCAUGAGAAAAGCCAAAAAAGCAGAGCGAGACUCCGUUUCAAAAAGAAAAAAAAAAAAAGCAUGCAUCUUAGAAAUAGCCCCUCAAUUCCAAGAGUCAACAUGCCAAAAAAUGAGGCUGGAGGCAGGUAGCUCCGAGGGAGGACUUCUGGUAUGAGAUCUCGGCAUGGCAAGCCCAACAUCGCCUCAGCCCAGACAGGCUCCACCAGGAGAUCAAGCAAAGCUGGCCUUAAGGAAUCACCUCCUGAGCCACUUCAGAGUUCUGGAAGUGACCACGGACCAGGGUGGAGGAAUAGACUUCUACUUCAUUCUGGGACACUUGAACCAGAGAGUUGAAAGCUUAGAAAGACCAGAUAAGAAACCUGCCCCUUGUCUCCCUAGGGACGUGAGACACCACAUUCCAUUUGUGCUAGAAAAACCUGUCCACCGAUGGGUCUAACUGCUCCAAACGCCUCCCACCCCGUGUGCACAGCUGCCUGGGUCCAUCGUCACUUGGGUGCAUCAGGUUGUCCUCCGAUUUUUAGAUGAAUUUCCUGUCCAGAGAUGUCCUAGUCUGCUCACUGGCUGGUGGCGGUAGAGUACCCUGCAUCUCCGAAAAGCCAGAGGGUUUGCGUCCUCAGACGAAACCCCAGAACAGUGCUUGUGGAGGGCCUGACUGUCCUGCUCACCCACAGCCGAUCUGCUGCAGGUCAGCAACCAUGCCAUGAGCAGCUGCCAACCACCAGCCUUUCUGGUACUGUUCAGUUCACGUCUGCCUGCUGGUGAGGGCAGAGGCAGACCUGGUCAGACCCAGCGCUCGUCCUCCCUGAGGGAGCACAGCACAGCCCCACACUUGAAAGGCAGUGUUUGGUUUCCCAUCUAAUCAACUUAAGGGAAGCCAGCGUGUACCCUUCAAGACCCUGUCGCCACCUAUUUCCUCAUCAGUUUGGUAUAAACUGAGGGUGGCUUUUAGAGACCCAAGCUUGGUCAGCAGCGCUGCCGUGGAACACCCCAGCAAGCACCUCCCAGCCUGCCUUUCGGAGUAGCACCCAGGAGGGGAUGCCACGCUCCAGCAACACCAGGUCAGGCCCGUGCAGACCCCUGCCCCUGCCGUUGCAGAAAUCCAGAAGCAUGCUGAAUGCUUCUCAGUCUUCAGCCGGAGGGAGGGCUGUGAUUCCAGAGGUGUGCUUUUUAUGUACUUUUAGCUAGAUCUGGCAUGUAUCUGUGGGCUUUAGAUCAUUAAAUCCAAACUGUUUGCCUAAAUGAGUUUAUCAGUUGUUAACUUCAAGAAUAUUGAUGAUUUAUAAUAAAGCUCCUGCAUUUCUCUCCA